Capsicum annuum is the source of this 697-nucleotide messenger RNA. RefSeq names its product pathogenesis-related protein P2. The transcript is spliced from 2 exons. Gene Ontology annotation, molecular function: RNA nuclease activity. The coding region runs from base 46 to 477 and encodes 143 amino acids. NCBI's taxonomy places the organism in Eukaryota, Viridiplantae, Streptophyta, Magnoliopsida, Solanales, Solanaceae. The record is from RefSeq and is a predicted model, not a curated record. Gene Ontology annotation, biological process: defense response to fungus; defense response to bacterium.
UCACCAUUUCACAGAAAUCCCACAAGAAAUUACAAUUACAAUAUCAUGGAGAGUGUUAACAAGUUGUGUGUAGCAUUUUUUAUCAUCAGCAUGAUGGUGGCGAUGGCCGCGGCGCAGAGUGCUACGAACGUGAGGUCAACAUACCAUCUGUACAACCCGCAGAACAUCAACUGGGAUUUGAGAACUGCCAGCGCUUACUGCGCUACUUGGGAUGCUGACAAGCCGCUCGAGUGGCGCCAAAGGUAUGGCUGGACUGCUUUUUGUGGUCCUGCUGGACCUACUGGCCAAGCUGCUUGCGGUAGAUGCUUGAGGGUGACCAACACAGGAACGGGAACACAAGCAACGGUGAGAAUAGUAGAUCAAUGCAGCAAUGGAGGGCUUGAUUUGGAUGUGAACGUGUUUAACCAAUUGGACACUGAUCGACGGGGCUACCAGCAGGGCCACCUUAUAGUCAACUAUGAAUUUGUCAACUGCUAAUGACUAAGCUGGUAGCUAGCUCUGCCUAAAAAAGUGCCAUAUUUAUGUCAUCAAUAAUAAACCACGAUCGAGAUUGAUUUCAUACUAUUAUCGAGAUUGAUGUUUAGAAUAAAAGGGACUGAGCUUUUAAUUAAUAGUAUAAACAAUUAUAUUAUCUGGAAGCUCUAUAUGUACCUUGGAUACUCUUUUAAGAUUAAUAAAAGAAUGUCACUUAGUACUA